AUGACGGCUCCAUGGCUGACCGUUAUUCAUUCUCUUGACCACCUUCUCCCCGAGUGGGAAGCUGAAUAUGCGUUGAACGCUGUCAAUACGGGUGUAACUGCCCUCGGAAUCAAAGCAACUAAUGGAAUCGUCCUUGCUACGGAAAAGAAGUCGUCUUCUCCCCUUAUUGAUCCUCCUUCUCUCUCAAAGGUCUCAUUGAUUACUCCCGAUAUUGGUAUGGUUUAUGCUGGCAUGGGUCCCGAUUACCGUGUGCUGGUCGAUAAGGCACGCAAGGUCUCCCAUACUGGCUACAAGCGUAUCUAUAACGAAUACCCACCUACCCGCAUAUUAGUGCAAGAUGUAGCUCGUGUCGUGCAGGAAGCCACACAAUCCGGUGGUGUUCGGCCGUACGGUGUCAGUUUGUUGAUCGCUGGCUGGGACGAGGGCGGUCCCAGCUUGUAUCAGGUCGACCCAAGUGGCAGCUACUAUCCAUGGAAGGCUACUGCUAUCGGCAAGCAUGCCACAAGUGCGAAGACAUUCCUCGAGAAGCGCUACACUGAAGGCCUUGAACUGGAGGAUGCCAUUCACAUUGCACUCCUGACUCUGAAGGAGACCAUUGAAGGCGAGAUGAACGGGGACACAAUAGAGAUUGGCAUUGUUGGCCCUCCUGCCGACCAUCUGCUUGGCUACGAAGGCGUUGAGGGCUCUCGAGGACCCAGGUUCAGGAGUUUGACCAAAGAAGAGAUUGAGGACUACCUCACCAACCUAUGA
Messenger RNA from Aspergillus tanneri, 750 nucleotides. RefSeq names its product proteasome core particle subunit alpha 2 (gene pre8). Lineage: Eukaryota; Fungi; Ascomycota; Eurotiomycetes; Eurotiales; Aspergillaceae. Bases 1 to 750 code for a protein of 249 amino acids. Gene Ontology annotation, cellular component: proteasome core complex, alpha-subunit complex; proteasome core complex. The transcript is spliced from 7 exons. The record is from RefSeq and is a predicted model, not a curated record.